CUCUCUCCUUUCUUUCUCUGCUCCUUCCACUUUUCUGAGUCUUCAAUGGCUGCCCGUAUCAGAAAUUCCGCAUUAGAAAACAACUUGGGUCGGUGCGAGGCAACCCUUUUCUUCUUCUUUCGGUUGUGAAAAAGAUACCCAUUGCCAAAAAGUCUCGUUUUUCUGGUAAAAUUGGCAGCCAGUUUCUUACCAACAUUAUCCAAACAAGCGAUAGUCAUUCGGGCACUUCACAUGGCAGUUUCCUGAUGGCCUGUUCGGUGCUAGAUUGGGGAGUAUUGUAUAUCUCGGUGAAAUGGCAUUGGCAAAGAAUUGAAUGAUACAUUCUGGGAUUACUUUUUGAACAUAAUCACAAAGUUACAUCUGAUGCAUUGCUAGUCACUGGAAUUUGGAUGCUCUAUGCUUCUUCAGUGAUUGAACUGAUUCAGUUGGUCAGAAUUCGUGAUGGGAUUUGGAUUUAACAUGUUAGGCCAAGCUUUUUUGGAGUAUCAAACUUUCGCUGUAAUUAUCAGACUUUUGAUGUUUUAAAUCAAGAGGGAGAAGAAUUUCUGAGCCGUGAAUCUGUAACUCAUUGUCAAUCAAAAAAGCUGAAGCCUCCAAGACAAUAUAGUGGUUUUGAUAGAUCUUUUCUUUGAAGUUCAUCCGGAAUUUUCAGCUUUCCCGGAGAAUUGACGAACUUAAACAAGAGGGUAAAACAUGUGCAUGAAAGAAGGUUUUGAUACCUUCUCCUCCGAACGAAGCUACAACAUCGUGUGCUUCACUCAACUGGGAAACUUGAGGGACUGAAAUUAGAAUUCCAUGAUGCUUUGUUGUGCCAUACCAUACUGGUGAUCUGUUUUGGAAGAUCAUUUGCAAACUAAGGGCAAAACUACGUACAAGCCCUUAGGGAAGAGGAAAAGAGGAAACGAAGCUAGUCAAGAGUACCUAAUCAUCAUGGCAAAGAAGUCACAAAGACGCUCUGUGAGGUAUGAGAAAGAUCAUUCAGGCUGUAUGUGGGGCUUUAUUAGUAUGUUUGAUUUUCGCCAUGGCCGUGCUGCUCAGAAGUUAAUUGCUGAUAAGAGGCGUGUCAACAAGAACGCUUUUGGUUCUGUACAUUCAAAAAAUAAGUUCGACAUGUUCACCAAUUUGGAUGAACAUUGUGAGGCUGGUAAGCCUAGUGUAAAAAAACUCAUGGAAGAAGACAUGUUCAUUGACAAGGAUGCAGUUAAUGCAGAAGUAAAAUCAAGAGAGUCUAGAUUAUGCUAUGAAGACACCUUGAAGAUAGAUCCUGGAAGAAAAAAGAAAUCUCGUAAGAAAAGCUAUGAUCCGGACACCCAUGAUUUAAAUUCAGAUAAAACCUUGAAAUCAGAACUCUCACCUAGUCAGCAUUCAAGGCAACAGUCUAAAAGUAAUCUUGACUUAGAAAAGGUAUUGGAGGAUUUUAGUAAUAUGAAAAGUGCUUUCUCUGUAGUGCAUGACCUUGGUGGUGGUGAAGUAACUGAACAAUCAAACCAGAAGCGUGUUAUAGCUGAAAAUGAAGCGAGGUGUGCAAUCCUUGAAUUUCUGAAUCAGAUGACAUUGGAUGGAAAAGAUCUUGCAAAAGCUAGAAAAUUCCUUUGCUCCCAUGAAUUUAUGGAUGCACUUCAAAUUUUAAGUUCAGAUAAGGAAUUGUUUUUGAGGCUUCUACGAGAUCCAAAUUCACUUUUGUUAAAAUAUGUUCAACAGUUGAUCGAUACUCAGGUGUCAGAUGAUAAAGAACACUGUUCAGUCACUGCCUCCAACUUUUCUGAACAUGACCCAGAUAGUUUGAAACAGAGUAGACAGAUUGUCAACCACAGGCAGCGUAACUUCUUCAGGAAAAUGGUGAAGUCUCGAGUUAAAGAUCAAACAAGUGGAAAUGUGAAUGCUGAGUCCUCGAAUAGGAUUGUUUUUCUGAAACCUGGACCAAUGGGCUUUCAGGAUUCCCAAGCUGGAACCAAGCUUUUACCACCCUUAGAUUCUUAUGAAAGUUCUUCUGUGAGAGUUGGUUCACAUUUUUCUCUUACAGAGAUAAAAAAGAAGUUAAAACAUGCCAUGGGAAAGGAGAGAGAUGGAAACCCUGAGAAGAUUUCGAAAAAAACUGCUGCUGAAUCUCAAAAUAAGGGGAAAGGCAGCAAAACCAUUGGGAAAGACAAUUCUGGAAUGAAAUCUCCUAAUAAAGACCAUUUUUUCAUUGAAAAAAUGGCAAGGCCGGCCUUUGUUGAGAAGAAAGGAGACAAGAAUGGCACAUUGAGAGACUUGGAAGUGGUAUUGGAACAUGAAAAUGGUAAUUAUCCCAAACAAAGGGUUUCUAACAUAUACGUUGAGGCUAAGAAACAUCUCUGUGAAAUGCUAGGCAAUGAAGAUGAGAACAUGGACUUUUCAGGUAGGAAGGUUUCCAAAAACCUUGGUAGAAUUCUAUCUCUUCCUGAGUACAAUUUGUCUCCCCUUGGUAGUCCUGGACGUGACUGGGAGCAUCAAUUUAUGACUGCACGGACAAGAUUGUUGUCUUCCCGGCAAUCCCCCAUUAUGGAUCAUUUGGAGAAGGAAACAAGCAGUCCAAAGAAGCAGCCUAGCGUCUGUGAUGAUUCCUUUGAUAUUAAAGUACAAGACAAUAAAUUAGAGCUGACUUCCACAGAUGACCUUAUUCAUGAUGCUAAAGCAGAUGCAACCUGUUGUCCUAAUGGAGAUGAGAUGGUUCAAGAAGGUAAUGUAGAAUCUCGUAAAGAAAUAAAUGUUUUGGAAUCUUCCUCUGAACCAGUGGAUUUGGAUGUGGAAAACGCCCAAAUUUGUGAGAUCUCUACUGAACUCUCAGAUGAUGCAGGACAUUCUCAAUGCUUGAAUCAGGAUGUAUCAGUAGAGAACCAACCACCAUCUCCGCUGUCAUCUCCUACUCACUCUUCUACUACUAAAAAAAAUGAAGAGCUAGAAAGUGGUGCGGAAAUAGUUGGGCGGCCCAGUCCUGUAUCUGUUCUCGAUACAGUAUUCCCUGAGGAUGACAUCAGCCCUGAAAGCACCAGGUUUCGACUUGGUAAAAUCCAACUACAGCCAAUACAAAUUCAAUUUGAAGAACAUGACUCUUUACAGUUGGAUCAAAUAGAUAGACAAAAGCAGUGUGUUGAAGAAAACAAGUUGAUAUUUGACUAUAUUAAAGCAAUCCUGCAUGCCUCUGGCUUCAGUAGAGAUCAGUUGUGGAUGAGAUGUGUUUCCUCGGACCAGAUAUUAGAUCCAUCGUUGUCUGAUCAGAUAGAGGUUUUCUCAAACCAGCCAUGCCAUGACCAGAAACUCCUCUUCGAUUGUGUCAAUGAAGUUCUAAUGGAGGUUUGCCAGUAUUACUUUGGUGUCUCGCCUUGUGUAUCAUUUGUAAGACCUAGCAACAUAAGACCGGCCCCGUAUAUGAAAAGUGUUACUCUUAAAGUCUGGGAAGGAGUGUGCUGGCAUUUACUUCCUUUAUCCCCUCCACAUACUUUGGACCAAAUUGUUAGGAAAGACAUGGCAAGAAGUGGAGCAUGGAUGGACCUUCGAUUUGAUGCUGAGCAAGUUGGCUUUGAGAUGAGUGAAGCCAUUCUUGCAGAACUGAUGGAAGACACAAUACUGAGCUGUCUAAGAAAAAACCUAGAAAGUACAUGUUUUGAGACUCUAUAUGAAGCGAAGGACAAGGAGAGCAGCAUCAACGUGUAAAAACCAACUGACUUGCAUUUGUUUAUACGACCCUGUUAAAUCUGACCGAGGUGAGAGGAAAGUUAUCAUGCAUAUGGGGAAAUGGAGAUAUAAUAGGUGAUGUUGCUGGUGACUGAUAAUCUUCUUUGGGGCAGCUGACAGUGUUGAUCUUUGCUAUAUUUGACUAUACUAAUAUCUGAAGAAUAAUCCGGGCGAGGACCAUCAAAUAAGCUACCUUGCGUUGCAAGUAAACAGAAAACCAGUAGCAAUUGCUUCCAGCAAAGCUUCAAGGCUUGUUUCCUUUUAGUUGUUUACAGUCACAGAGUAAUUUUUUGUUUUUGUUUUCAGUGUGUGCUUCAGUUACCCUGUGAGGGACUAAGGUUUCCGGUUUUAGAUUUUGUAGUGUUUGAUUUGUUGAGCUGGCGGUGUGUGAUAAUUUUUUUUUUUUCAAUGGUAUCCUUGUAUAUGCCUUUUUUGUUAUCCUUUUGUGGUUUAACGGUGCAAGUUUGGAAAUAAUGAAUUCUGAGUUCAGCUU
This is a messenger RNA of Prosopis cineraria, 4189 nucleotides long. RefSeq lists its product as uncharacterized. The coding region runs from base 931 to 3675 and encodes 914 amino acids. The record is from RefSeq and is a predicted model, not a curated record. The transcript is spliced from 6 exons. Lineage: Eukaryota; Viridiplantae; Streptophyta; Magnoliopsida; Fabales; Fabaceae.